AUGUCUCCUUGUUUGGAGCUGGACGGCCUCGUCGAUUUCCUCUCAUCCCGUAUCCUUCCCAACUUCACCGAUGUAGAUUUCAUAAUGAUGGAAGAAGUCGACUCUCAGGCUUCUGGACUCCGACGGGAGGAAUCAGCAGAAAGUCCGGGACUCUCGGCCUAUUCUGGGGUAUUCCAUUUACUUCCACUUGGGCUGCGGGUGCAGGAGAAGCUCGAACGCCUGAUUGAUAAGCACAUGCGCACACUUGGGGCAUCGAAGCUAUCUUUGUCAUCCAUAUCCUCCCAAGCUUUGUGGGAAAAGUCUGGAAGACUCAAAAAGGAUUCAGAGUUUUUUAAAUUUGAAGACCGAAAAGAGGCUAGGUUUCUUCUUGCUCCGACCCACGAAGAGGAAAUAACCUCCCUUGUAGCGAGUUCUGUGAGCUCAUACAGAGACCUUCCAUUACGAUUGUAUCAAUUUGGCAGGAAAUAUCGGGAUGAACCAAGGCCUCGACAGGGGUUACUUCGCGGCAGAGAAUUCAUGAUGAAAGAUCUCUAUACUUUUGAUUACAGUGCUGAGAAGGCAAUAGAAACGUAUAACGCUGUCAAAGAGGCCUACAUACGACUAUUCGAUGAGCUCAAGUUGCCAUACAUUGUGGCUGCUGCAGAUUCCGGCAACAUGGGAGGAAGUUUAAGUCACGAAUUUCAUCUCCCAAAUUCGAAAGGCGAAGACACUAUUGUUAGUUGUUCCAGCUGCGGUCAUGUAUACAACGAAGAACUUUCCGACGGGAAAGCAUACAAGGAUCCUGUCGAACAAUCAACGUAUUCAAUUCUCGAUACAGAGUCUGCAGGAUUAGGGAAACAACAAGCCCCUACGAUCUCAACUGACAUGUGGAUGAGCAUUUCAAAAGAUAGAAAAACUCUUGUGAGAGUUUUCUACUCGAAGUAUUUGGUACAGGAGGGUCAUUCCGACCCAGUGGAACGCAAGAUCAAUUCACAUGCCGUUAGAGCGAUCGCUCGAGAAGCGGGAGUGGAUCUCGAUGCUGGAGUAAGCAGCCCGUUGAUGAAAUGGCAAGCUAGAGCCAGUCAAGAUCCUCAAGUCUCUGCGGCUCAAUCCAGUUAUCCUGCUAUUUUGGAUAUUUAUGAUCACCGUGUCCGACCUUGCGAUCGUCCUCCACUACCAGCAGGACAGAGCAAGGAAGCUCUAGAACAGCUAAAUGUGCAAUUCUCGUCCAUUCACCAGUACCCGGGAACUAAUGUAAAACUCGAUUGCGUUAGUGCUGCGGCUGGAGACAGGUGUUCUAAGUGCGGUGAAAACUCGGUAGAAACACACACUGCCAUUGAACUUGCCCAUACAUUCCAUCUGGGAACUCGAUAUAGCGACGUGCUAAAUGCUUCUGUGGCUAUACCUUCUUCAAUUCUAAGAGGUAGCUUAACAACGGAAAGAACAGCUUUAGCUCAAUCAAGCAGCACGGUAUCAGUUCCUCUUGAAAUGGGAUGUCAUGGCAUUGGUGUUUCCCGGAUGAUUGCUGCUGUUGCAGACACCCUGGCAGACCCCAAAGGACUCAAUUGGCCCAGGGUCAUCUCUCCCUUCGAUGUUAUAAUCAUUUCAGACAGAGAGCUGGAGAAGGAAGCUGAACAAGUCUACGACACGCUCAUGGAAAGUCGGAAAGCCGACGUCGAUGCGAUAAUUGACGAUAGAGAGAAGAGUCUCACAUGGAAACUCAGAGAUGCAGAUUUGAUUGGGUAUCCUGUGAUAAUCGUCAUUGGGAAGUUGUGGAAGAGAGACAGCAAACUGGAGAUUCAAUGUCGACGAUUAGAGAAUUUUCGGGAAACAGUAUCACUACAGGAUCUGCGCUUUUAUACCAAGUCGUUGCUUGAUAGGCUCUAG
This is a messenger RNA of Paracoccidioides brasiliensis Pb18, 1866 nucleotides long. Its product is annotated as proline-tRNA ligase. Gene Ontology annotation, cellular component: mitochondrion; cytoplasm. The coding region runs from base 1 to 1866 and encodes 621 amino acids. The transcript has 6 exons. Gene Ontology annotation, molecular function: proline-tRNA ligase activity; ATP binding. The record is from RefSeq and is a predicted model, not a curated record. Gene Ontology annotation, biological process: prolyl-tRNA aminoacylation.